Messenger RNA from Drosophila gunungcola (fruit fly), 1671 nucleotides. RefSeq names its product extracellular signal-regulated kinase 7-like. The transcript has 2 exons. Bases 1 to 1671 code for a protein of 556 amino acids. The record is from RefSeq and is a predicted model, not a curated record. Lineage: Eukaryota; Metazoa; Arthropoda; Insecta; Diptera; Drosophilidae.
AUGACGAGAUUAGCUCCCUAUAUUGGCAACCACACUUCUGCACCCAACCCAACCGGAAACCUUCUACACAGUUGCGGUCAAAAUAAUAGUAGUGGGACAAUGACAUAUAGGGCCAGCCAGACGACCCAAGUGGUGGUCAAGAAGAAGGAGAGUUCGCAUCCUCAUCUGCAUACCCUGGAGAUGGUGAAUCCCCGGCACCGGAGCACCCAAAACUGGGUGGAGCAGCAUCAGCAGCAGGUGAUCCCAGCCUGUUCCUCUUCCCUGCAGCAGCCACGUCAUCGCUCCAAGGAGGUCUCAAGGAAACAGCCAGCUCCGGUUCCAGCUCCAGCUCCGGCUCCUGCCCCUGAAAGAAACUUGCCCAUAAACCGACAGAACCAUGUGGCGCUCCACCGGGAACUGGCUGCUGUGGCGGCCACCGCGCCCAAGAAGAAGCACCACGCCAAGUGGCAGUCGCAGGCCCUCGCCCAGACCAAGUUCCAUGCCGAGGCCAAGGCCCAGGCGCAGGUCCUGCUCCACACCCAGAUGCCCCUGAUGACACCCAGCUCGGAGGAGAUCAGCAAUCAGGCCGAGCGACUCCGAAGCCGCUCCCUGAAAACCACGGAAAAGAUUCAGAGAAAGGAGAGAGUGCAGGAUCAGGAUCGGAAUGGGGAUCGGAACGGGGAUCGGAAUGGCGAUCGGGAUCGGAAUGGGGAUCGGGAGCACAAGGAUAGCCAACAAAAUACGCGUACGGCCGAGAACCUCUGGCUGAUGAAGUCGGAACGGGAGGAGCUGGAGGCGAUAGCCUACAUGGAGGAAAAGGUCAAGGCCCAGGCCUUAGAGCUAAAGAUGAUUAGGGAGCAGGAGCAGGAGAAGGAGCAGGAGAAGGAGCAGGCGGAGGAGCAGGAGAAGUCGGACUCGGACAGCGAUGUCUUCUACACGCCGGGACGCGUAUGCUAUGGCACCACGAUCAGGUACCUGCAGGCCGAGAUGGACAAGUGCAAGAGGCAGCUGGUGAACUUUGUCCACGACAACCGGGAUUUGCUCGGCCACGGGGAGUUGCGCUACCACUUCGAGCAGCUGCAGCGGAAGCAGGAGGAGCUCGACGAGGAGCUCCAGGAGAAGCUGCAGGAGGAGCUCCAGACGGAGCAGUUUGGCCAGCCCUCGCCCAAGGGGGGCAGUGGUGAGCCCAGCUCCCAAUCGUAUGAGUACUUUCGCCAGGAGCAGCGCAAGCAGAAGCAGCUCCAGCUGCAGGAGUUCCUCGCCCGCGACGAGACCAAUGAGUUCGAGCAUCCCGAUUUGGCCAGCGUAUACAAGGCCUCCAGCAUUUGCCCUUUUGCCAAGGAAUCCAGGAAAUCCAGGGAACCAAGGGAAUCCAAGCAAUCCCCAUCCCCGAAGGAGCAGAUGGUGACCGCCAGUGGCAGUCUCGACUCAAACGCAGACUACCCUACCACCAGUAACUUGGCCAAAAGUCUAGCAGCCCAGUUGGAGAAAUCCCGAAUUAGCAAGCGUCUUUACCUCGAGGAGAGGGCCGCCAAGGAGCAGCAGGCCGCUUUGGGACUCCACCACAAGGCGCAUCGUUGUCAUCGUCAUCAGCAUUUGCCGACGCCCAGCUACGAUCACAUGCGACUGCGCCACAACGACAUCCAGGAGGCGCACUUCUCCCGGGAGUCCUCAAACGGGUCCUUGUCCUAA